Pseudoliparis swirei is the source of this 1231-nucleotide messenger RNA. RefSeq names its product gastrula zinc finger protein XlCGF17.1-like. The record is from RefSeq and is a predicted model, not a curated record. Gene Ontology annotation, molecular function: RNA polymerase II cis-regulatory region sequence-specific DNA binding; DNA-binding transcription factor activity, RNA polymerase II-specific. The transcript has a single exon. The coding region runs from base 157 to 939 and encodes 260 amino acids. Gene Ontology annotation, cellular component: nucleus. NCBI's taxonomy places the organism in Eukaryota, Metazoa, Chordata, Actinopteri, Perciformes, Liparidae. Gene Ontology annotation, biological process: regulation of transcription by RNA polymerase II; central nervous system development.
UCCACAUCAGAUCCAGAUAGUCCUUUACAACCAACUGCUGAUGAGACGUCACAAUCCUCUGAAUGUGAGACUGAUAACAGUGACGAUUGGAAGGAGACUCAGGAACCUCAGUCACGUUUAAACCCUUUGGAAAACAAUGAAGUCCCUGGAGGUGACAUGGACUGUGGUACUGGAAACGCAUCAAUUAGCUCUUCUCAAUAUGCUGGAAGCUUUGGCCAAAAGAGACAUCCGAAGAGACACUCUGGAGCCACAACAGGAGUGACCAGUUCUUCAGUUUGUGGUAAAACAUUCAGACAAGUGCAACCUCUGAAACAACACUCAACUGUUCAUACAGGAGGAGAGAAACUAUUCAGUUGUUCAGUUUGUGGUAAAACAUUCAGACAAGCAUCCCAUGUGAAACAACACUCAACUGUUCAUAUGAAAGAGAAACUAUUCAGUUGUUCAGUUUGUGGUAAAACAUUCAGACAUGCAGGCCAUCUGAAACAACACUCAACUGUUCAUACAGGUGAGAAACUAUUCAGUUGUUCAGUUUGUGGUAAAACAUUCAGUCAAGCAGGCAAUCUAAAACGACACUCAACUGUUCAUACAGGUGAGAAACUAUUCAGUUGUUCAGUUUGUGGUAAAACAUUCAGUCAAGCAGCCGAUCUAAAACGACACUCAACUGUUCAUACAGGUGAGAAACUAUUCAGUUGUUCAGUUUGUGGUAAAACAUUCAGUCAUGCAGGCGAUCUAAAACGACACUCAACUGUUCAUACAGGUGAGAAACUAUUCAGUUGUUCAGUUUGUGGUAAAACAUUCAGUCAUGCAGGCGAUCUAAAACGACACUCAACUGUUCAUACAGGUGAGAAACUAUUCAGUUGUUCAGUUUGUGGUAAAACAUUCAGACAUGUAUGCAGUCUAAAACGACACUCAGCUGUUCAUACUGGAAAAACAAAUUAGUGUUCAGUUUUCUAUAAAAGAUUCCCUCUUUGAUUUUAAAAUAAAUCACAAUUGCAUUGUUGAGGUCAUCAGAAAUAAAUGAGACAUUGUUGUUGUUGAUGUUGUUAGCAGAGUUGAUGUUCAUGAUAAGGUUGAAGAAGUGUUCUUGCUUGUGUUGCUGCAAGUCUUAAACCUAUAUGAUAUAUAUUUAUAUGUAUAUACGUAAAUCUAUAUUUUUUUAUAUAUAAAUAUGUAUUUCUAUAUAUAUAUAUAUAUAAAUAGAGAUUUAUUUAAAAACAAAUUCCUUUAUAUA